This is a messenger RNA of Cyclopterus lumpus (lumpfish), 5316 nucleotides long. Its product is annotated as bromodomain-containing protein 4-like. The coding region runs from base 177 to 4148 and encodes 1323 amino acids. The record is from RefSeq and is a predicted model, not a curated record. The transcript is spliced from 22 exons. Gene Ontology annotation, cellular component: nucleus; chromatin. Gene Ontology annotation, biological process: chromatin remodeling; positive regulation of transcription elongation by RNA polymerase II. NCBI's taxonomy places the organism in Eukaryota, Metazoa, Chordata, Actinopteri, Perciformes, Cyclopteridae.
ACGUCACUUCGGCUGACAACCUGCGUCCUGCCUCCCGUGCGUCUGACGUCACCGCCGGACGUCGAACGGGACUGUUUGUUCUGGAUUUGGGGCGAGGAAGGUCUGCGAAGCGCUAACAGGCGACCGAAGCAGAGUCGAGUGAGGGCCUGAGGGGGGCCCCCCCGGUCCCACCUGCCAUGUCCUAUCCGCUCAAACUACCUGCUCAGUCGCUGCAACCCUCUUCGGUGGCAAUGGGAGACGGACUGGAGGCCGGCAGCAGCCAGAACCUCCCCUCGGCCCCCCCGCCCCCCCAGAUAUGGAACCCCUCUCGACCCAAGCGGCAGACCAACCAGCUGCAGUUCCUGCUCAAAGAGGUGCUGAAGACGCUGUGGAAGCACCACUUCGCGUGGCCCUUCCAGGCUCCCGUAGACGCCAUCAAGCUCGGCUUACCUGACUACUACAAGAUCAUCAAGAUCCCCAUGGACAUGGGAACCAUCAAGAAACGUCUGGAGAACAACUUCUACUGGAAUGCCCACGACUGCAUCCAGGACUUCAACACCAUGUUCACCAACUGCUACAUCUACAACAAGCCAGGCGAUGACAUCGUCCUCAUGGCGGAGGCCCUGGAGAAGGUCUUCCUCCACAAGAUUACGGAGAUGCCGCAGGAAGAGACGGAGAUCUCUGUGGUCACCAAGGGACACCGCGGGGGCCGCCGGGAGCCAGGUCUGAUCACCAAGUCGGACUCGGGCCAGGACUCGUCGUCCCCCUCCUCCCCCUCGGCCUGCGCCCCUCACGGCCCCCCCGCCCUGUCCCUGCCACAGCCCCCACGGGUGCCCCCCACGCCCGCCUCUCACGCUCCACACCUGGGCCCCCCGUUCUCCCUCUCAACACCUGACGUCUUGGUCCAGGGCGUGACGUCGGUCCCUCCUCCGGCCUCGACGCACCCGGGCCUCCACCCGGGCCUCCACCCGGGCCUCCACCCGGCCCUCCACCCAGCCUCCCACCCGGCCCCGAUGCUGCAGAACCCCCCCCCCCUCAUCAAGCAAAGGAAGAGCCAGAAGAGGAAAGCGGACACCACCACGCCCACGGCCAACGACCAGCUGAGCGAACGCUCUCCCGUCUCCGCCGAGGCUCGGCCGCGGCGGGAGAGCGUUCGCCCGUCUAAGACGCCCAAAAAGGACACGUCGCAACCGGACUCUCAGCACCAGCCGGGAGGCGGCUCGGAGGCGGCGGGCGCGGUCACGCACAAGCGGCAGGAGCAGCUGCGUUACUGCGCACGCCUCGUCAGAGAGAUGCUGUCCAAGAAACACGUGGGCUACGCCUGGCCCUUCUACAAGCCCGUCGACGCCAAAGCCCUCAGCCUCCACGACUACCACGACAUCAUCAAGAACCCCAUGGAUCUCAGCAACGUCAAGAAAAAGCUUGACAACAGGCAGUACAGAGACGCUCAAGAGUUCGCAGCAGAGGUCCGAUUGAUGUUCUCCAACUGUUACAAGUACAAUCCCCCAGAUCACGAUGUGGUUGGCAUGGCACGCAAACUACAGGACGUGUUCGAGAUGCGUUUUGCCAAAAUGCCCGACGAGCCAGAGGAGCCCGCCCCCGUCCCCACCCCGUCGUCGGCCCUCCACCCCGCCCCCACCACUCGACAAGCCCCGCCUCCUCCCGCGGUCUCGGAUGACGACAGUUCCAGUUCCUCCGAGUCGGAGUCCUCGGGGGGGGACUCGGAGCACGAACGGCAACACCGAUUGGCCGAGUUACAGGAACAGCUGAAAGCUGUCCACGAGCAGCUGGCAGCGCUCUCUCAGCCCCCGGCCAGCAAACCCAAGAAGAAGGAGAGGGAGAGGAAAGAGAAGCACAAGAAGAAGAUAUUGGCGGACGAGCCUGCGGAGGCCCCUCCCCCCUACGUGACGCUUCAGACUGCCAAGAAGAUGAAGAGCAAGGAGCAGAUGGUGAAGAAGGAAAGGAAGAAGCCCGGCAAGAAAGAAGGUCUCAAGAACAGUCGUCCGGUGGCCGCCCCUCAGCCCGGCCCGACGCCGCUCGUCCCCUCGGCCUUGCUGGAGGUAGAAGAUGAGCCGGAUGUGUUUGGGGGCGUGUCCGCCGACAGGGGCAAGCCCAUGUCGUACGAGGAGAAACGCCAGCUGAGCCUGGACAUCAACAAGCUGCCCGGCGACAAGUUGGGCCGCGUGGUGCACAUCAUCCAGACGAGAGAACCCUCGCUGAAGAACUCAAACCCGGACGAGAUCGAGAUCGACUUCGAGACGCUGAAGCCCUCCACGCUGAGAGAGCUGGAGAAGUACGUUUCCUGCUGCCUCAAGAAGAAGAAGAAGACGUCAGACGAGAAGCCUCUGGAGGUGACAGCCGUGACGAAGACGAAGACGGGAUCCUCGUCUUCAGGCAGCAGCGACUCCUCUGACAGUGAAGACUCUGAGAAUGGGCUGGUUCCCAAGCUGCAGACCAAGAUCUCGACUUUCAAAGACGCCAAGCGGCUUCACCAGCUGCCCCUCAUUACCGCCGUUGGUCCGGCCCCUCCCCAGCCUCAGCCUCAGCCUCAGCCCCAGGCGGUCCAGUCCAAACCCCCCCAUGUCCCGUCUCUGGACUUAGCCCAGCUGAUGGGCUCUGGAUUUGAUCCUCUGGCUCAGUUCAUGAACCCUCGCUUGCCGCGGUCCAACGGCGAGCCCAAAGCAUCCGCCGGUGCUGCCGGAUCCCCGGUCGCCAACACGCCCCCCGAGACGCACCCGUUCCUCAACCAACACCCCGUCAUCCCGUCUCCAGCGAUCCACAACGCUCUCCCUCAGCAACCAUCGAGGCCGAGCAACCGAGCGGCGCCACUUCCUCCCAAACCCCCGCAGCCUCCUCCCCCGUCCUCGCUCCCCUCCCUGCCUCCACCCCCCUCAUCCCAGCUUCAGCCCUCGCUACCCCUCACCCUCCCACAGCCCGUCCCCCGUCCCCGCGUGCCUUCCCCCGCGUCGCACGGCAUCCUGGGAACCCUCUCGGCACAACCUCCCCAGGCCCUGCUGGAGGACGACGAAGAGCCGACGCCCACCGGCUCUCAAACCCCGCCCCUCAACCAAGUUCACAGCUUCUUGCAGUCGCUGCAGGUUCGGUCCACCGUGCAGCUGCAGGCGCAGCCGCCACACGUGCACCUGCCUGCGGGCGGCCCCCAGCCGAUGACACAGAGACACGGCUCAGGCCACGCCCACAUGCGCCAGCCGUUCCCUCAUGCGGCACCGUCGCAGCAGCAGAAGGGGGGCGUGGCCCUGCAGCUGAAGAUUCAACAGCAGCCGUCGCCCGGCAGCAAAGCAGAGCCUUUCUCAACAGGCUGCCUGCGCGAGAGUCCAACUCCUCUGAUGAUACAUUCUCCUCAGAUGUCUCAGUUCCACUCGAUGGGACAGCACUCCCCCUCUCAGACCAAGAAACAUGACCAGAAGUCACACCUGGGGGCGGUCAAAGAAGAGAAACCCUCCCAGUCGCCUGUUCUGCCGCCCUUCAGCCCGACCACGCGCCACGACGCACACAAACACGACAGCAAACACAGAUCCGACCUGAAGCUGUUGGACAGCUCCCGCCCCGGUCAUCGCCUCCCAGACUUCCCGGCACCACUCUACACCCAAGACCUCAAAACCAAGCAAGAGCCUAAAACUCCCAUUGCUCCAAAGAAGACACAGGACGUGAAGCUAAAGAACAUGGGUUCCUGGGCCAGCCUGGCUCAGAGGUCCCAGUCCACGCCGGCUUCCUCCGCUCGCUCCUCCAGCGACAGCUUUGAACAGUUCAGACGGGCCGCCAGGGAGAAGGAGGAGAGGGAGAAACAGCUGAAAGCUCAGGCUGAGCAGAUCAGGAGAGAGCAGGAGAAGCUACGUAACCGUGACGACGACGACGGCGUGGAGCAGGCUCGUCGAUUGCAAGAAGACGCCCGCCGCCGUCAGGAGCAGCCGCCGCCGCCUCCGUCACCGGCCCCCACGCCUCAGGCGUCCUCCCCGCCUACUCACUCCCCGCAGGCUCCGCCCCCCCAGCCACAGGCUCCGCCCCCGCCCGCUGCAGCUGCUAUCGACCAGCGGGAGAUGGCACGCCGCCGCGAGCAGGAGAGGCGCCGGAGAGAGGCGAUGUCCGACACCAUCGACAUCAACUUCCAGAGCGACCUCAUGGCCAUUUUUGAGGAGAAUCUGUUCUGAAGGACCUGGACACACAGACCUAUUACCCAUCAUGCUCUUGGUCACGUGGUCGCUGCCCACAGACACACUGUUGAUAGUAACUGUCUCUCAGUAGUUGAAACAGCUGGCUGGUGUCAUGUGAAUGAGAGAAAGUUUCACGGUGACGGCGAGAUGUGAAGAAUAAUGAUGACGUCAUUUAAGAAUUUAACCUUUUCCUCCGAAAGGGGCGGGUCACUUUCUCUUCUGAGCUCUUCUCUUAUUCACUUUAUUUUAAAGGGACAGUUCACCCCCACAGAUCUGUUUAAAGCAACAGUUUAUUCUGGGUCGUGCUUCAGUUUGUAAGAAAGAAAAUAGUCCCUCGGCGAGGUUUGCCAGUGAUCUCGACAUCUUGUCCAAACAUUGUUAGAGAAAUUAGACCGACCGUUGGAACCCUUUGUAGUUAACCUGUGUGUUAAAGGCACAGAACACCUUUUAAAGGAGACAAGGAGCUUUAAAAAAGAUUUAGUUCUAUUGGAGAGAAGAGCGACUGAUCCAGUGAACUGGCCCUUUAAGUGGAUUUGGGGGGGGGGGGGGUCCUCUGGCCUGUGAACUAACAAUCAUACCCUGCAAAUUAUACAUAUUAUAUAUAUAAAUAGAUACAUGACUAUAUAUAUAUUCUAUACGACCUGAGAACAUAAAGGAACACAAGAGGAAUCUGGAGCUCGUCUCCGGUUGGUUUUGUAGAAUUUACUGUAAAGAAGAAAACUCCUUUUUUUUAUGGUUCUCCGGUUCUCGGCCCGUUCUGUUCGGUUCUCGACUGAAUGCCAAAGCCAAUGGCUCGUUCUCCUUUCUUUUUUAUUUGACAUGUCGGAUCUUCUUUUCACUUUAUAUUAAAGGCUACGUUUUUAUUGCUAUUUAAUUGUUUGCUCCGAUAGUUUUAAAUCAUGGUUUGUUUUUGUGUUCUUUCGGUUUCCUCAUCACGACGUCAUCGGAGCUUCUUUGUUGUUGUUUGUGUUUGUUUUGUUGACGUUUCACCCUUUUUUUCGUAAGUCGGCUCUUUUUUCUUUUUUAAUUUGUUGAGUUUCUUGAGUUUGUUUCCCGUCUUGAUUAAUUUCAGCCAGAACAAGCUGUCGGUCAAUUUAUUGAUCUGCUUCACAUUGUGGUGGACAGCAGCCUUUUUUAAGAAAAGUAUUAAAAUAAUAUAAAAACA